AUGAGCUCGUUCCUACCCAUCCUCUCGAACAGCCUCCUCUUCGGCCUAAUACUCUCACAUCUGACCCCCUCCACCCUGUGUCAAUUGCUCCGAGUCGAUCGUGGGGUGCAUACGGCCGUCAAGUCCUGGUACUACGCCGCGUUCAGCAUCAAUUGCCGUCUCGCGCGCUUCUUCCACGACCCAACGGCUUUUCGCUCGCUGCAAGCCCGCACUGCGGCAGUCAUUUCCGGCUCCUUCGCCCUGCAGUUCUUCGCGCGUACAUACUACCCCGAAGCCGACUUGGACCUCUUCGUUCAUCCCAACCGUGACAUCCUAACGAUCGGUAGCUUCCUCCAAGAAGAGCUGUAUGUCUACGAACCAUUGUCGUGGCAGCUCCCGGACUUCAAGGCGGAGGUGGAACGACUGUGCCGGCGUGUAGACUGCGAACUGGCGAGCAUCGACGACGACAACGAGUUCGAGCAACUCUACUCAAUGCUCAGCCUCCGCGCGGUGUACACGUUCCGCCGGGCGGCGAAGCGAGGGUGCGAGGAUAGCGACGAGCGCAAGGUGCAGAUCGUCGUCUCCCGCAGCUCCCCUCUAGCUUCGGUCCUAGACUUUCAUUCUACAUGCGUCAUGAACAUAAUCACGUACAACGCCGCGUACUCGCUCUACCCGUACGCGACAUUCGAACAACACGAAGCUGUCGUCAUCAACAACGGGAGCCUCCAAGCCAAGGCAGCUUUGGUCAAGUACUCUGCCCGCGGCUGGCGCAUCAUCGCGAACCCGUCGCCCCUCAUUCCCCUCCUCGACCGCCGCGCGUUCCACCCGAACGUCCCCCGCUGGGUCUGUGACGGGAAGACGUGGAUGAUCCCGCUGGAUCUCGACGACAUCGCCCUGCCGGAAGCCCCCAGCGCAUCUUCCGCGCGGCUCACGGGGGACCCGGUGGCGGAGUGUGGGUGGAUGCUGGAGGGGCGGGACACGGCGCUGGCGGUGUCGCUGCAAGUGCUGGCGUCGACAGUGCUGCUCUGGCGAUACACGGUCGGAUGCGGCGACUUGGGGCACUGGAGUGUUCUCAUCGCGUUCUUGAAAGCUCAAGGGAAGCUGGAGCAUAUGAAGAUUCCCAGCGGGAAGGUGAAGCAGGAUGCCAGUGAUGUUUGGACAUGGUGGGACUCGGUGUUACCUCUGUUUCGCAAAAGGUUCAUGGAGGAACACGGUUUGCUCACGUAG
This is a messenger RNA of Epithele typhae, 1206 nucleotides long. RefSeq lists its product as uncharacterized. The transcript is spliced from 3 exons. Lineage: Eukaryota; Fungi; Basidiomycota; Agaricomycetes; Polyporales; Epitheliaceae. The record is from RefSeq and is a predicted model, not a curated record. Bases 1 to 1206 code for a protein of 401 amino acids.